AAGGUGGCACCGGCAUUUGAAUGUUGGUGUUGCCACUCCUAGGGGUCAGUGGGCUAUGUUACUAGGUUAGUACUUGUAAUAGGUCCGGACGAAAGUUUUGUAUUUACUCAAGAAUUUCAGAAACUGACCGCUUAUUUUUUCAGCUUAGUCUUUCCCACCUGUCCUCUCUGCUAUAAAGGAUAUUGUAAAGUAAUUAAUGCCAAAGUUUGGUUAGGAAGCAUAAUUCUAUGGACUUUCGAUACCAGAAAAAGUUUAUAAGUCCGUCUUUAGGGUAUUUCAACGGACCUGGCUGUAAUAUUCCAGUUAAUUUUGGACCAGAGGAGCCUACCAACUGUUCAAAUGUGUCUUUAGCUGAAAUACAAACAAUCCGCAGUCAAGUCAUGCUCCCUACCUACCUACCAUCAAUGUCUUCACCCACACCUAUCGCUAACUUACAGCAAAACAACGCUGUACCUUCGCUACCAUAUGAGAAAUACAGCGAUAAUACUUGUGAUUCUGGUAAGGCGUUUGGUAACAUGCAAACAAUACCAAAUGCUCUGCUUGGACCACCACCACCAUGCAUUCAGCCAGUGGGUUCCAAGUGCUGGUCUAGCUUUUGUCAGCCCCAUUAUUUUCGUUCAUACCCCUAUUCCUUGGCACAAAGGCCGUCGAGUUCCUCUUCUCAUCGUCACAUGCAUGGCAAGGCAGUAUUUUCGCAUGUGAACAAUCACUCAAGCACCGAACAUGAAUCCGCCACCCUACUUACAAAGGUUGUACCUACCAAACUACAAGCGUCUCGGUCGUCAUCUAACUGCUCAUAUGAAAGUGACUUGUUUGAAUCGUCACGAAAGCGAAGAUCCCUUCCAUACGACCGAAAUGCUGCGUCCACCAAGUUGGAAGACCGAAGGUGGGGUGUUAGCACGAAACAGGUUCGAAAAUAUGGACAGGACACCAAUCCCUAUGAAGUAAAAAGUGAACCGAGAAGUAAAAAGUUUCCUAAUGAUACAACUUUGCCUACUGAAAGCAACCCAAACUCAGAAACAUCUUCAAACAAUCAAAUUCUACCCAGUCAUUCUUCUCUGAAUGAACCAACUGCCUACAUAAUGAACCAAAUAUCUACCUCUGAUACUUCAUCACAGACAAUUGAAACUUCUGAUGUGUGCAAUACUUUUUGUUCUGGUUUAAAUCUAAUUUCCACAUCUCCAACCUCAAUAUUAGUUAAUCAAACAAAGGAUCAGCUAAAAGCAAGUGCUGUAUCACCCUUUCAAUCAUCUUCAAAAACGAAUCGAUUGUCACCACCUGAUGAAAAUCAAACCAAUAACUGUAAAACUAAUAUUUCAACCAGUCAACCAAUGUCAGUCUCAUUGUCUACUAAUCAGGGAAUACAAAUGAUUACUAAUCGACAAAUUAUGCCUAAUGGGACACCAUUGUCUUUUACAUCAACUCAACCGAAUGGAAUGGAAUUUGUUAUCAGUCCACUUAGUGCUACAACAGGUUAUUUACUGUCUUCUUCAUCGUAUAUGGAAAACUUAUCAAUGACAAUCUGGCAAUUUUAUACUACUACUAAACAGAGUACUUUAAAGUAUGCUAAAAAAGUUCACCUACGCAAUGCUUUACAUUUGGUUGUAUCAGGAGUUUUCGAGAAUGCUGGUUUAUUUAUUGUUGGAUCAUCGAUAAAUGGUUUCGGUUCAGAUCAAAGUGAUAUGGAUAUGUGUUUAACGGUGACAUCACGUGAUUUGCAACAGAAAACAGAAGCUGCAUGUAUUUUACGUCAACUAUUACCACCUUUAAAAAAGUGUAGUUUUAUUCAUGACUUAAACCUAAUUCAUGCAAAAGUUCCAAUUCUAAAAUUUCGUGAUACACUCACCGGUGUAGAUUGUGAUUUAAAUGUAAAUAAUGUUGUUGGCAUUUAUAACACACAUUUGUUGGCUAUGUAUACAAGAAUUGAUUGGCGUGUUCGACCAUUGGGAAUAUUUAUCAAAUAUUGGGCUCAACGUAUGGAUAUUCAUGAUGGUAAACGAGGUCGUCUAUCCACAUAUCCUCUACUUCUAAUGCUUAUUCAAUAUCUUCAAACGUCAUGCUCACCGCCAAUCUUACCUAAUUUACAGGCGAAAUAUCCAAAAAUAUUCAACUAUACUAGACCAUUGUGUGAAUUAGAUAUGCGUCUUGAACUACCAUGGGCUGAGUUACGUUCUAAUAAUCCUGCUAGUUUAGCUGAAUUAUUUACUGGAUUUAUUCAUUAUUAUACAAAUGAAUUCAAUUUUAAUCAAUGGGCUAUUUCUAUACGACAUGGAGCACCUUUACCAAUAGAUUUAGCUAUUAAACAUUUACCACCUCAUGAACAAGAGUAUACUGCUAGAAAUUUUAAAGUUUUUGUUGAGGAACCUUUCAGUCAAAUGAAUGCAGCAAGAUCUUUAUACUCUGAUGAUAUUUUAUCACGGAUUAAACAGGCAUUUAUUAUAACAAAUCAAACUUUACAUUAUCAAUAUCCAUUAGAAUCAUUGUGGAUCAAUAAUAGUGUGGAAUAAAUUGAUGAUUAAUAUGGAUACAUGAUUAUUGAAGAAGAAGAAGAAGAAGAAGACGAAAUGGUAUGACUAGGGAUCAGUUGUGUGUUAUGUAUAUGUAUUAUAUAUAGGUAGUCAAAGUUAUACACCUCUCUCUCUCUCUCUCUCUCUGUCUCUCCCUGAUAAUUGACAAACGAUCUCCACAUAAAAGGAGUAAUUGAUUGAUUCAUGAUUCGUUUUGUCCACCCCCUGGAUAUCGUUAUUAUUAUUAUUAUCAUUACUGUUAUUAUUACUAACCUUUAAUUAUAGGAAUAUUAUUGAUGCAUGGAAACAAAGGUAGAAAUAAAAUUAUAAAUGAUUGGUACUUACAACUAUUUUACGUCUUUACAAAACAAAUAGUUGUGAAAAAUUUACGAAAAAAAUCUAUUGCUCACUGUACAUAGUGUUAUUAUUAUUAUUAUUAUUACUACUACUACUACUAGCAUAACAACAAUACCAUUACUACUACUACUCCUAGUAGUAGUAGUAAUGGUAUUUGUACAUAUCUACAAUAUAUGUAGGUGUAUAUUUUUCUCUUUGUUGCCUGAAAACAGUUUCUUUCUUCAUUGAUUAGAUCAUUGACUGAUCAUUUGUGCAGGUCAGGUGAAGUGAGCUUGUAAGUGCUCAAGAUGGUGGUGGCGAGGAGGCGCUUAAUCCUUACAAUUCAUGCUUGUUUAUUCUUUUUGUUGGCCAUGGUAAUUUCUUUUCAUAAAACUUACGACAUAUAAUAAUAAUAAUGUGUACAUGCCAAUGUAUUUGAUAAUGAGGAUAAUAGUCACUUUUUACUUGAAUAUUGAACGAGUUUUGUUUCAAACAGUGUAAUUUUGCGCGCCUUCACCUUCAAAAAAAAAUUCACUGAUUCAAGGUCAAUCUGUUCAAAUUUCAAUGAAGUAUGUAUAUGAUGUAUCUGUCGAUGAUUCGUUCCAGUAAUCGUAAUAAUAUAAUGAUCAACACUUUUUUGACUCUGAUGAUUAAGUGUUCUUAUAUAUUACUUACUGUUCACAAGUUAUUGUUUAAUCACACCUAGUAAAGCUUCUCAUUAUCCCUACUACUCUACUCUCUUUGACAAAUAGCACUUUUAUAGCGAAGAUAUUAUACUACUGUCUAUUCCUCAUCACUUUGUAGUAUUCUUAUCUUUCUUGAAAUGCAAAACUCUUAGUGUGUAUGUUUAUGUUGGAUGGAAGAAACUGUGUCGAGGGUGUCUACACGAAUUUGCUAACAUCACCAUAACUGUGCCGAAUACAGAAGGACGACUUUUCUGAGACUACUGUGUGUGUGUGUAUGUGUAGAGCUGUCUUUACUACGAUGCUGCUCAUCCCUUCGUCAUCUUUAGUUGUUUCAAGUAAAUGUAACAUCAUUUCUUUUCUAUUUUAUUUUCUUUCUCUUUUCAUUAAUUAUUACUAUUCUCAUUUUCAGGUUUGUUUUACUGAAAUGAUUCAUUGCGCCUUUUUUUUUGUUUUCAAAAAUUUGUAUAAUAUACAAAUUUGAAAUUCCAUACCUUCGAUAUGUAUAUAUGUAUGUGAAUCAAAUACAAUUUAUUUGAAGUU
This is a messenger RNA of Heterobilharzia americana, 4069 nucleotides long. The record is from the annotation of a GenBank genome assembly. NCBI's taxonomy places the organism in Eukaryota, Metazoa, Platyhelminthes, Trematoda, Strigeidida, Schistosomatidae.